AACAAUUGGUAUCAGAGCACUUUUGUUCUUGGAGGGACCGUGUCGUCUGAGUGUAAACACUUGAGGGAGUGAUUUCAACCAUGGAAUCCUCUAAUUUCACACCCAAAACUCCAUACUUUGCAGGCCAAAACUACUCUGCUUGGUCUAUGAAGAUGAAGGCCUACCUAAGGGCGUUUGAUCUUUGGGAUUUUGUUGAAAAUGAUAGGGAACCUGCAGCCUUGCCGGAAAACCCAACUUUAAAUCAGAUCAAGAGGCACACAGAAGAGUCUACAAAGAGGAAGCCUGGGACACAAUCAAAGAAGAGUUCCAAGGAGAUCCAAAUUAAUAACUUGAGAAGGGAGUUCGAGGUGUUGAGGAUGAAAGAAACAGAGACAGUGAAGGAAUAUUCAGACCGAGUGAUGAAGACGGUGAACCAAAUAAGGGUCCUUGGUGGAGAACUCAGAGAAACAAGGGUUGUUGAAAAAGUUCUUGUCAGCCUACCAGAAAAAUUUGAGCACAAAAUCUCCUCAUUGGAAGAUUCAAAGGAUCUUUCAAGGAUGACUUUGAGUGAACUUGUUGGUUCUCUUCAAGCCGUUGAGUCAACAAAUGUGAAGCUAAUUGGAUUUACAGAUAGUGAUUGGGCUGCUUUAGAGGAAGACAUGAAGAGUACCUCAGGACAGUGUUUUUCUAUUGGUUCAGGGGUGAUUAGUUGGAGUUCUAAGAAGCAAGACUCAGUUGCCAAGUCAACAGCAGAAGCUGAGUACAUUGCUGCUUCUCUUGCUGCAGAUCAAGCUGUGUGGUUCAGGAAACUGAUGAAUGAUUUAAAACAACCUCAGAUACAUCCUACUGAGUUGUUUUGUGAUAAUUUAUCUGCUGUUGCAAUUGUUAAGAAUCCUAUUCUUCAUGGUAGAACCAAGCAUAUCAAGAUCAAAUAUCAUUCUAUUAGGGAGAUGGUUAAUGAAGGUGAAGUUCAGGUUUUGCAUUGUGAUUCAGAUGACCAGAUUGCUGAUAUAUUCACUAAAGGAUUGCACAAGUUCAGAUUUGAGACACUAAGAGACAAGCUUGGGAUGAGCAGCAUUAGUGUCAAGGAGGAGUGAAAACAGCAAUGUAAAGACAGUGACACAAAUGCUGUCACACUAUUUUUUAGUUUGUAGCAGUUAUUAGUUGGUUUUUUAAUCCAGUUUGUUUUUCCAUUGUAGUGCAGUUAACUUUCAGUUUUUAGUAGUUUCUUUAUUUCCUUGUAAAAAGCAGAUUUGUUCAAUGGGAAAUUUCAGUUCUGCACUUACCAGAUCUUCAUCUCUUUGUUUACAAACUAACAGGAAACGUGUGUUAGACUCUUGCAGUUGAGUUUUCUGGCUUGACCACUAAAGAAAGUGUUCAUGACCAAGAUUCUGCUGAUACAUGGCAGAAUUGUUAGGAUUGCCAGGAUUGUACCCCAGGUUAGCUGGUUCCAGCCAAGCCAAUCUUAAUCAAAAUAAAGCCCCAGUCUUGCG
Messenger RNA from Rubroshorea leprosula, 1472 nucleotides. The record is from the annotation of a GenBank genome assembly. NCBI's taxonomy places the organism in Eukaryota, Viridiplantae, Streptophyta, Magnoliopsida, Malvales, Dipterocarpaceae.